UCCGCCUAUGUCCUCCAGGACCACCAUUCUCUCUGGUAGUUCACGCACAGAGGCCACAACUUCAACAGAAGGCGGUGGCACUCCUGGCACUGGACCCAGACCAGGCACCACUGGACCACAAGGAGGCAUCUCAGCUGGGAGCGGGACAGGCACCACCGGCGUAGCCCCUGGCACUACCGUUGCCCCUGGCAGUUCCAACACAGGGGCCACCUCUUUCCCAGGAGAGAGUGAAACAACCGGAUUUGGAAUAGGCGCAGGUACUACGACCACAGGCCCCGGAGAAGCUCUGGAACCUGGCAGUCACAACACAGAGGCGACGACGUCCACGGGUGGCAGUGGGACCACCGAAGCUGAACUUCCAGGAGGCACCUCUGUCAGCCCCGGUAAUCCAUUGCGUGGAAGCGGAACAGGUGGUCCGUAUAUAUCCUUCAGUACCACCAUUCUCUCUGGUAGUUCACCCACAGAGGCCACAACUUCAACAGAAGGCGGUGGCACUCCUGGCACUGGACCCAGACCAGGAGCCACAACGCUUAUGGAAGAACAUGGAUCACCUGGAAUAAUCACAGGUACAAAUGAAGACGUCUCUGGCAAAACACUGGAACCUGGAAGUACCAACACAGAAGCCACGACUUCUGCAGGAGGUAGUGGGACAACCCAAGAAGAACUGCCACAAGGUACCUCUAUCACACCAGGUGGAUCUGUCCCUGGAACUGAAGCAGGAGUCACCAAUAUCAUUCCAGGGAGCCAAUAUACUGGAAGUAAAACAGUCUCUGGUACUACAUCGUUACCUGAAGGUUUCAAAACAGGUAUCACUGGGAUAGCCUCUGGCACAACCGUUAUUCCUGCAAGUGCCAACACAGGGGCCACCACUGGAGUUGGAAUGGAAACAAGUGCCUCUGUAAUAUCAAGUGGAAUUACUGGUUUCCCAGAAAGUUCCAGCCCAGGUACCUUCAAGGAAGCAUCUGAAACAACUACUGCUCCUGGAAUUUCUACCAUGGAAACUACUGUAGUAACAACAGGAGAUCAAGAAAUUGAAAAUAAAUCAGGAUGUCCAGCAUCUCUUCCACCACCUCCAGUUUGCCAUGGUCCCCUGGGAGAAGAGAAAUCUCCUGGAGACAUAUGGACGGCCAAUUGCCACAGAUGUACCUGUACUGAUGCAAAUGCUGUAGACUGUAAACUCAAAGAGUGCCCUUCUCUACCCAAAUGCAAAGCUGGAGAGAAGCUUAUAAAGUUCAAAGCUAAUGAUACCUGCUGUGAAAUUGGAUACUGUGAGCCAAGAACAUGUUUAUUUAACAACACCAACUAUGAGAUUGGCGCUUCAUUUGGUGAUUCCAAUAAUCCAUGCAUCUCCUACUCCUGCCAAAACACUGGUUUAGUUGCAGUAGUCCAAGAUUGCCCAAAGCAGACCUGGUGCUCAGAAAAAGACAGAGUCUACGAUUCAAACAAAUGUUGCUAUACAUGUAAUACUAAUUGCAGAUCUUCACUUGUGAAUGUGACUGUUAAGUACAAUGGUUGCAAGAAAAAAGUUGAGAUGGCAAGAUGCACAGGGGAAUGCAAAAAGACCAUCAAGUACAAUUAUGAUAUCUUUCAACUGGAAAAUUCAUGCCUUUGCUGCCAAGAUGAAAAGUACGAAUUCAGAGAAAUUGUUCUUGACUGUCCUGAUGGCAAUACAAUACCUUACAGAUACAGGCACAUCACAGUGUGUUCUUGCUUAGACAAGUGCCAGCACUCUAUGAACUCAAUGGCCACUUAAUGUUAACAUUACCUUUCCAACAGGCAGAUAUUUAUUUUAUAAGUGAACAAAAAUAAAAUCACUAAAUUGCAAGAGUAAGUAAACAUUUGUAUCUCACUCAACAAGUGAGUUUUCAUUAUGAGGUAUUUUGUUCUUUUGUUGACUGGUUCUGAAAAAUAAAUACAAUUU
Rhinolophus ferrumequinum (greater horseshoe bat) is the source of this 1921-nucleotide messenger RNA. RefSeq names its product submaxillary mucin-like protein. Bases 8 to 1753 code for a protein of 581 amino acids. Gene Ontology annotation, molecular function: protein binding. The transcript has 29 exons. NCBI's taxonomy places the organism in Eukaryota, Metazoa, Chordata, Mammalia, Chiroptera, Rhinolophidae. The record is from RefSeq and is a predicted model, not a curated record.